Molecule: messenger RNA, 2710 nt
Organism: Drosophila hydei
Lineage: Eukaryota; Metazoa; Arthropoda; Insecta; Diptera; Drosophilidae
Product: regulatory protein zeste
Exons: 4
Coding region: 330-2657 (775 amino acids)
Biological process (GO): positive regulation of DNA-templated transcription
Cellular component (GO): nuclear body
Source: RefSeq, a predicted model, not a curated record
UUUUCAAAUGCUAUACCAGAACUUUUUUAUUUUUAGUGCUCUAAUAUCUUAACUAUUUAGUUAAUAGACGCUUAUGAGGAUUUUAAUCAUCUUUGGUAACAAAUCAAUACCCUAAGUCGCUAUAAGAAUUGCCACUGCGCAAGACAAACUUCGUCCUCGUCGUCCCACGAAUUUCUACUUGCGUGGGUGUGACAGAGAAAGCGACAACAAGUUCGAGAUUGAUUUAAGGCACCUCAAAUGGUUUAAUUCCAAACGCAACGUGCUCGUUUAUUGAUUUUUGCGCCAACAUUGCAUACGAAAUAUAUCUAUAAGAGCUUGCAGGUGGUACAAUGAGCGUUAAGUCCAGUGCACGGAUAAAGAAACGACGCUCAGCGGAGGCUGCAGCUGCGACGGCAUCCCCAUCCUCCGGCUCCUUUGCUGCCAUCAGCAGUCAACGCGCUGUUGGUGUUCCCAACAACAGCAAUAGCAAUAGCAAUAGCAAUGCCAGCAGCGCGGCCAGCGGCAGCAACUCAAAUGCUAAUCAGAAUCUCAAUAAGAAGCACAAUUUCGUUGGACGUAAUCCCAAUUUCGAUACGGACGAGACCAAGCUGCUCAUCCAGCUGUGGGGCGAUCCGAAGCUGCAGCGUACUUUGAUAACGACGCACAAGAAGCAUGCGGUCAUCUGCCAGCUGGCGGCCAAGAUGCAGGAAUAUGGCUACCAUCGUUCGCCGGAGGAGAUCACGACGCGCAUCAAGAAUCUGAAAUGUUUCUACAAUCGCCUCAAGAAGGACAAGGAGUACGGUAUGUCAGGCGACACGGAGCCCAGUUGGAAACAUUUUGCCGAAAUGGAUGCGAUUAUGACGCGUCCCAUAUUCAGUGUGCGUCCCAACGAGGUGCCGGCUCCUUCGCUUAAAUACCAACUGGAGCAGGCAUUGGAGGAACAUGCCGAGCGUCGCAAGCGCCGCCAAGAGAAUGGUGAGGAGUUGUCUGACAGUGAAAACGAGGAAGACGACAUUCUACUCUCCUCCCUGGUGCCCAAUGGCACUAACGGUAAGUCGAAACCCGAUGGGUUAGGUGACAACGAAGCCGAUUUGCAAGUGGAAAUGGACACGGGAGAUGUGUCUCCCAAGCGGCGCAAGCUCACCUCCGAGAAAGAUGUUGAAGAUGACGAAGCACCUGCAACAGAACCUCGCAUUAAAACUGAGCCAGCCAGCCAGCCGGAGCCAGUGACUGAGUUGAGCACAGCAGUAACCGCAGUUCCAGCCGCAGUGGCACCUGUAGCGGCCGCUGAUCCUGAAGAGGAUGAUGAUUGCAUGCUAUUGCCGCUGCCGAAAGAGGAGCCAAUCGAUGUAGAUGCCGUUGAGGAGCCCGUUGCCGUAUCGCCGAAAGUUGCUAGCAAUGCUAAUGGCAGUGGCAAUGGAAAUGUAGUCACGCCCACGCGUCCCGUGAUGCCAACACUUACGGACAUGUUGCAGCUGCCGAAGACCACAAAUUUGCUACCGUAUAGCGGUGCCAAUGUCAUCAUACCAGCUAAUAGCAUCAGCACCAGCGUAUCGCAGCUGACGAGCACAACGGCAAGCAGCAGUGCGUCCAGUGGUAAGCUGACACCGGGCAAGAUCUCCUUGGUGCCCACAAAUUUCCUCAUGCAGCCGAAGCAGGCAAAUAAUGCGACAGCUGGCAAGACUGUUACCGCAGCAGCUGGGACGCAGCUGCAGCUGCUGCAAAGCGCCAUUAAUCAGGGCGCACGCUUGAUGAUCAGCGGCUCCGCUCCAACACCCGUACAAGCGACGCCGAGUUCAGGUCUUGUCACGGGCCCUGGCGGCGUAAAGUUUGUGUUGGUGAAUGCGGAGCAGGCGGCGGCGGCAAAGGCCGUGGCAGCAGUGGGCAAGCCGAGCACUGCUGGCAUUACCAGUGCAACGUUGCCACUGCCACAGCCGCAACAGCAGAAGCUACAGCAGCAAGCGGAUUACAUUUCACAGCAGCAACUGCAGCACUCGCAGCAGCAGCAACAGCAGCAACAGCAGCAGCAGCAACAGCAACAGCAACAGCAGCAGGUGCAGCAGCAACAGCAAAAUCAGCAAUUGGAGAAAAAGGAAGAGAAACGUCGCGCACAGGAAAUAUUGCGCGAGGAGCAACAGUCCAAGCGGCACAUGACAACUAUGCGGAUAAUGCUGCGCCAGCUGCUCAACGCCCAAAACGAGGCCAAUGAGAUACAACACAACCGCCUAUCCCUGGAGCGGGAACGUCUGGACUGGGAAAAAUCCAUAGGUGAACGUUUGCUCACAAUGCUGCCGACAUUGUUGCAGCCAACAGUUGCCACUGCAGCAGCAGCUGCUGCUGCCGCAAGUGUCGUUCAGCCAGGAGCGACGCAUCAGUCGCCACAGUUCAUAGUCUCUGGUACGGCAGCCUCAGCGGCACAGCGUUUACAGCCACCCAAGCUGCUCUUCACCACCGCACUACCCAUGGCCAAUGGCACAUUGUCCAUGCCCCACAUACUCACCCCAAGCAGCACGUUGGGCACUUCGCUGCCGAAGGUCAUUGGAACACCUGUGACUGCGUCUUCGGCAUCUAGUAGCGCCACUGGAGCAUCUGCUUCCAUCGCCACAAAGACAGUAGAUAUUUGCACAGAUAUUAAUGAUGUACAGCUUAUCACUCCCAAACUGGAGAAGGAUUGCUAAUUGUCGACAAUUUUUUUUUGGAUUUUACCGAAGUUACCAAGAGAAUACUCAAA